CCUCGCAACGGACUCCCUAGGACUUGUUUUCAAUUCUAUCUCCGCUUGUUUCUAGAACCAAGCUCCAACGAUUGUUCUUCGUGUGAACCAAGGUUCAGUGACCGAACCCAAAAAACCUUCCCUUGACCCCGACUCUAACCUUACGUGACAUGUUCGGACAGCAUCACCAUGGCCAACCAAUGCCCAGGACAUGUUUUCGCUAUUGUGCAGGCCACCAAUGGGAAUAUCCUCACCUGGCGCUGUUCUGACUGCACAUCGGGGCCAUUUGUGGCCAUCUGGCGCUGCAAGAUCUGUAAUCACUGCCGCUGUAACUCAUGCCACACCGCAAAGGCAUGAGUAGCGGUUACACUGUUCGCCAUCGGGUCUUGUGUAACGAGAGGUUGAGGAUCGACAGCUGACCCCUUCUUAGAUUCAGAUCCUUAAAGAAACGUUCUCGCUGCAGCAAAAUCCCUGCGUGACAGCUGCAGGCGGCAAC
This is a messenger RNA of Aspergillus caelatus, 475 nucleotides long. RefSeq lists its product as uncharacterized. The record is from RefSeq and is a predicted model, not a curated record. The transcript is spliced from 3 exons. NCBI's taxonomy places the organism in Eukaryota, Fungi, Ascomycota, Eurotiomycetes, Eurotiales, Aspergillaceae. Bases 169 to 336 code for a protein of 55 amino acids.